GGGUUAAUGUAUGUGCUGCCAAAGACCAACCCAGUCGAGCAGAGUCCAGGUCCGAGCUGCCGACGCUUGGCUGAAGGUUGGAGGUCCUGCAGAGCCCCUGGAGUCCUGAAGGUUGGAGGUCCUGCAGAGCCCCUGGAGUCCUGAAGGUUGGAGGUCCUGCGAGGCAGCCGCACCAUGAUCCCCAGAGUCCGUGCGUGGAAGAUCUCAGCUUUGAGGCUUUUCCAGAAACCAUGGACGCGUCAGCCUGGAUUACCUGCAGCUGCUCGCUUCAUCCACGUGGAGCAUCCGCCCAUCGUCCCCACUCUCACCAAGAGCUACGCCCACGGCACGUCGUCCACGCCGCUGCGCUGCGAAACGGUAGCGGAGGCCCUGCGGAACACCGUGGAGCGCUGGCCCGACAGAGAGGCCAUGGUCUUCGUGCAGGACGGGGUCCGCAAAACCUUCGCAGAGUUCCAGGAAGAUGUGGACCGGGCCGCCGCAGGACUGCUGGCUCUCGGACUCACCAAAGGAGACCGGCUGGGCAUGUGGGGGCCCAACACCUACGAAUGGGUCCUGUUCCAGUUUGCAACAGCUAAAGCUGGUAUAAUCCUGGUUUCUGUGAAUCCAGCGUUCCAGCAGCAGGAGGUGGAGUUCGCCUUACGACAGGUCGGGUGUAAAGCGGUCGUUUGCCCCACGGUGUUCAAGACUCAGAAAUACUGUGACAUGCUGAGGAAGAUCUGUCCUGAAAUUGAGUCGUCCAGCCCAGGAGACAUCAGGAGUGCCAGGCUCCCAGACCUCCGCUCUGUGAUCACUCUGGACAGUCGGCAGCCGGGAAUGUUCCACUUUGAAGACGUGAUGCAGGCCGGCAGCAGCCAGCACGCCCAGCAGCUGCAGGAUCUGCAGAAGAAGAUCUCCUUCGACGACCCCAUAAACAUCCAGUUCACUUCGGGCACGACUGGGAGGCCGAAAGGAGCCGCUCUGUCUCACCACAACAUCGUCAACAACGCCUUCUUUAUUGGGAAAAGAAUGGGAUACACCUGGAUGCCCGUCCUUCGUAUCUGCGUGCCGGUGCCGCUGUACCACUGCUUUGGAUCUGUGGGUGGAGGGAUCAUAAUGGCCGUGCACGGAGCCACCGCGGUCUACCCCUCCGCAGGCUACAAUGGAGCGGCCAACCUCGCGGCCAUGGAGAGCGAGAGGUGCACGGUGAUCUACGGGACCCCCACCAUGUACGUGGACAUGCUCAGCCAGCCCAGUCUGUCGAAAUACGACUUGUCUUCUGUUGAAUGUGGUGUCAUGGCUGGUUCUCCGUGCCCUGCAGACCUCAUUAAGAAGGUCAUUUCUGUAAUGGGCAUCAAAAAGAUGACGAUCGGUUACGGCACCACGGAGAACAGCCCCGUGACGUUCCUCGCCUCCCCCAUGGACAACGUGGAGAGGAAGACCGAGACGGUCGGCUUCGUCAUGGAACACGUGGAGGCUAAAGUAGUGAAUCCGGUCAGCGGGGAGGUGGUUCCUCUGGGGACGAAGGGGGAGAUCAUGAUCCGAGGAUACUGCGUGAUGUUGGAGUACUGGGGUGACGAAGCCAAAACCAAGGAGACCAUCACCAAAGAAGGCUGGUACCGGACUGGAGACAUCGGCAGCAUGGACGAGUACAGCUACUGCAAGAUCGACGGCAGGAGCAAAGACAUGAUCAUCCGAGGAGGAGAGAACAUUUAUCCGGCUGAGAUCGAGCAGUUUCUGCACACGCACCCUAAAGUGAAGGAGGCGCAGGUUGUUGGAGUGGAGGAUCCCCGGAUGGGUGAGGAGGUCUGCGCCUGCCUGAAGCUGCAGGACGGCCAGGAGUGCACGGCCGAGGAGCUCCGAGCUUUCUGCAGAGGCCAGAUCGCUCACUUCAAGAUUCCUCGUUACAUCCUGUUUGUGACCAGCUACCCGCUGACCAUUACUGGAAAGGUCCAGAAACACAAACUGCGCGAGGAGGCCGAGAGGCAGCUGGGCCUGAAGGAGGGGCAAUGACCGCCGUCCAACCAUCCACACGUCUGGUACCAGAAACAACCGUUGGAUCGUCAGAACAUCUGAACCGUCUGGAGAAGAAACCCAAACAGACGGGCUGGGACGGAGACGGGAUCUGGAACUUCUGCUUGAAGCUUCUCGUUGCAUCGGUUUCCUCAAAUCGAGGGUUUACGCAUCUAAAAUGUAAAUUUAGAGGCGAAAUGUUUUAACUGUUAGGCUGAAACUUUGUUUACAUCGAGUGCGUACCGGCGUUUCAGAACCAUCAACAAAUCUGGGGAACUACAGACAUAAACUUUAAAUGUUCACGUUGAUGAACUUCAGGAUCCGUUUGCAACGAGAAGCUUUAAACAGAUAAAACACGUCGCGCUGCUACUUUAAACACUCGGUUUGUUCCAACUAAAUGAACAAGCUUCUUUCAGGUCGACGCUUCGAACAGCAGCGAGUUAUUUUUGUCGAGUCUGAAUCUGAACGAGUUGAGCGGCUCAGUUUUUAUCGUCUAAAUUCAAUCCUGAUCAACGUCUCGGGUUAUUAAAAGCAGAGCUUCCUGUCGGCGGCAGUUUGGAUUCAAACCUUUAAAAAUGGUUUCAGAGCCGCGGAGAAUUUCCUGCGGGAUCCGGAGUCGGGUCCAGACCUGAAGGACUCGGCCCAGAACCAUCUUCCAAAACAAACCGGCUCUUAGAGGAACCGCCAGGUCUUCCAGCUUUUUUUUAGUUGAGCAGAUUUUAAAGUUUGUAUUAAAAGUUUUUUUUACAAUGAGUUGAAAAAUGACUUUUAAUGUGUUUGGAGAAUAAAUGUUCAGUGCAACAA
Nematolebias whitei (Rio pearlfish) is the source of this 2793-nucleotide messenger RNA. It is a transcript of the gene acsf2, whose product is annotated as acyl-CoA synthetase family member 2. The record is from RefSeq and is a predicted model, not a curated record. Gene Ontology annotation, molecular function: medium-chain fatty acid-CoA ligase activity. The coding region runs from base 175 to 1989 and encodes 604 amino acids. Lineage: Eukaryota; Metazoa; Chordata; Actinopteri; Cyprinodontiformes; Rivulidae. The transcript is spliced from 16 exons. Gene Ontology annotation, biological process: fatty acid metabolic process.